AUGACCUCUGCUGAACCCGCCGCCGCGCCUCAGCCCUCUGACCCUCCCGCAAAGCGAGUAAAGACCGCCUCCGACGACGCACCUGUCCCUGCCGCCAUGGAGCCCUGCCCGCCCCUCCAGGUCAAGAAGCUCUCGGACAAGGCUCGCCUGCCUACCCGCGGUAGCCUCUACGCCGCCGGCUACGACCUCUACGCCGCGAAGCCGACCACCAUCCCGGCCCGCGGCAAGGCCCUCGUCAGCACCGACAUUGCCAUCUCCGUCCCGGCCGGCACCUACGGCCGCGUUGCCCCUCGCUCCGGUCUCGCCUCCAAGAACUUCAUCGACACUGGCGCCGGCGUCAUCGACGCGGACUACCGCGGCGAGGUCAAGGUCCUCCUCUUCAACCACGCCGACUCCGACUUCGAGGUCGCUGAGGGUGACCGUAUCGCCCAGCUUGUCGUCGAGCGCAUCUUCACCCCCGAGAUCGUCGAGGUCCAGGAGCUCGAGGAGAGUGUGCGCGGCGCCGGCGGCUUCGGCAGCACUGGUGUUGCUCUGCAGUAG
Messenger RNA from Colletotrichum gloeosporioides, 540 nucleotides. Its product is annotated as Deoxyuridine 5'-triphosphate nucleotidohydrolase. Gene Ontology annotation, molecular function: magnesium ion binding; dUTP diphosphatase activity. The record is from RefSeq and is a predicted model, not a curated record. Gene Ontology annotation, biological process: dUTP catabolic process; dUMP biosynthetic process. The transcript has 2 exons. Lineage: Eukaryota; Fungi; Ascomycota; Sordariomycetes; Glomerellales; Glomerellaceae. Bases 1 to 540 code for a protein of 179 amino acids.